AUGAAGAAGAACUUUGAUGGAUGCACUAGUUUUGGCGGCCCGGGAACUUCUCUCGGAGAUUUUACCGUCAAGUCCCUCGAUGCUCUCUUGACAGUGAAAAAUUCAUCGGACUGCUGGCCCACAAAGCAGAAAUCGGACCGGUUAUUGGAGAUAGCACAAGCUACGUCUUAUGGCAAUGAAACGGACACUUAUGACGAAUAUACCGAAGAGGCAUAUAAGAUCACACCAGUUUUGACUCUAUUUGUUGGUGGAAACGGCAGCAUCGUCGACCAUACUUCUUCUCAGAUGACCUGCUUGAAGGCUAUUACUAUAAAGAAGCAUGCCGUGGAGCCGGAGAACCCGGAGAACAAAGCGAUGAUUUCGAGGGGCAGCUGGAUGAGUUUGGUGAUUGUGGGGCUGGCAGCAAUUAUUAUGACUCUAUGA
Trichophyton rubrum CBS 118892 is the source of this 423-nucleotide messenger RNA. RefSeq lists its product as uncharacterized. NCBI's taxonomy places the organism in Eukaryota, Fungi, Ascomycota, Eurotiomycetes, Onygenales, Arthrodermataceae. The coding region runs from base 1 to 423 and encodes 140 amino acids. The transcript is spliced from 2 exons. The record is from RefSeq and is a predicted model, not a curated record.